Messenger RNA from Bemisia tabaci, 4151 nucleotides. RefSeq lists its product as uncharacterized. The record is from RefSeq and is a predicted model, not a curated record. Lineage: Eukaryota; Metazoa; Arthropoda; Insecta; Hemiptera; Aleyrodidae.
CGUCGUGCAGUGAUAAGAAAAUCCUACACUUAGUCGCACACGCCGCGUGUUUCCACCGCUUUCCACGUUCUCCCGAAAUCGUCACGAGUAUCAACGUGGUUGCAUUUCCGGAAAGUCUCCGAGAGAAAAAUCGAGUUCCGUUCCGUUUUCAAAAGUGCAGAUUUACGAGCUUCAUCAAAUUGGAUCUCCUAGUUCAAAAUUUUCUGUUCGUCUUACUUGGAACGAUUUUACUCGCCUCGUAGUUUGUUGGUGAUUCAGUGCAUAAUUAGAACCGCAUAACAUGGUACUUUAAAAUCCCCGUGUUUUGUAUGUUCUUCACUCCGCGUAAUCUCCUCGGUGAUAAAUUUCGGGGCGCAAAAUUUGUUUUGUUUGAUUGCCUUUUUGAGGUGUGUUCAAAAUUUUGAAUUUUUUUUCAAAAAAAUUCACUAACCUCUAUGACCCCCUUAUAUGAAAUAGACCUUAAGUGGAAUUUAUCAGAUUAAGUGUUCAGAGGAAUAACGCGAUUUUCUCCGUGCAACUUUGACUUGCGUGCAACUUACACCUGAGAUUGUUCUGAUUUUUCCGGCUUCUUCAUUUAUUUACAUUUUAUGUGUGUAUUAGUAGGUAAAAAUAGUCGAAAUACUUGUCUCCAGAGUGAUAGGUAUCUAUGUUCUGCACGUACAUUAUUAGCUUCUUUUGAGCCCAAAAACUGAACGAGUGAACACUUUAAUUUAGGUUUUCCACUUCUAACUGGAUUUCAUGCUAAUCCUCCUGAGUUCGGAAAGAAAGUUCACCAAGUGGCAUUGAGUGUAACAAGUGAUUGAUUAACAGCAGGUCAUUCUGCGAUACAACCUUGCAAUUUUCAGCAGCCUUUUUGAAAGGAAACCAGCCUUGACAAAACCAGAUGAGUUGGGCCAUGAUCGCUUCCAUCGAAGCUCAAAGCUGCCCUUCUCUUAGCAGUGCACAAGUCCACGGGCGAUGAAGCUGAAUUGAAUAUGAUACCUGGGCCGGAGAACCGCUAGGUCUGAAUUCACUCGAGAAUCAUCAAAAAUGGGGGGCUGCGAUGGAUGGGCCUUCCUUAAACUGGUUGAGCUGAUCCUGUGCAUCAUAUGCUUGCUCUACAAAAAGUGGUCGGACGAGGAGGCGUCCCGCCUGUUCUACAUCAACGAGAAGGCAUCGGCGGAGUGGCCGCUUCUCAACAAAGUGACGUGGGGCGAAGCCGGGUCCCUCUUCGCUGACAUCACCUACGGCAGCUACGUCAUCAUAACUUUCGCUCUUCUUAUCGGCCACUGCGUUGGAGAGCUCCAGCAUAGUCAUCGAAUGGAAACAAUUCUGAUGGGCCUGGGCGCGCUGCUCUUCAUCGGUGUCGGUUGCCUGGAGAUCUGCGGUGUGGACCUCCUCCAACACGAGCUCGUCGACAACGCUAUCAUCUUGGGGAUCCUCUCCAUCGUAACGGGCAUGAUAUUCCUCUCGGAUAUCGGCACCAUCACACGGCGCAACGGCCCUAAAACCGUCAACUACCAAACCCAGAACCUCCGGCUCGCCCAUGAAAAAUCCCAGGGCAAGCAUGCCGCUUUCGUUCCGGAAAAACCUGCGGAGGUCACCAAGGUAGAGGUCGUGACCACAGAGCCAAGCGCGCCGCACGGUCAAACGAAUGGUCACUACAACGGCCACGUGGAGGACCACGCGCGGAUAGCCCACGAGUGGAGCAGAGAAGCCAAUGCCAAGGAAAAGGUGAAAAACGCCAGGAACAAGGAAAUCUCCAAAGCUGACAUCGUCAUCAGCAACCCGAUGCAAACAGCUAGUUAUCCAGUGGAAGGGACGGUGACCUACGGCAUUGACCAGCCCGACUACGAGGUCAAGGCCCGGUCGAAAAGCGCGCAUGUCGCCAACGGCUACCCCAUGGCCGGGAUGGUCCCGAUGGGCGAACUCCGAUCGUCGCUCAGGAAAAGGAUGGAGCGGCAGGAGCAGCAUGGCAGACGAUCCCACGAAGAAGAGAAAGCUAUAAUCGAGAUGGACCUCCGAAAAAUAGAGGGAACGGACCUAGCGCAUCGUCGGGGCAGCAUCACUGACUCCUACGCAUCGGAGAAAGACCACACGCACAGCACUUACUACGAGUCCAAGGAGCACACCAAAAUUGUGUCCCGACCCACAAAUCUCAGAUUCGCGCCGGAUCGAUCAAGGUCUCCUCAGCGGUUCAGGGACCCGUACUACGACGCUUCGUUCAGGGGGUUGAGCCGGGAGAAGCGUCACUUGUCCAAGAGCAUGGACGACAACCUGUCGGACUUGCGGGCCCAAUCGCCGACCGUGACCAGCUCCCAAAAAACCCCGCCGGGUCACAGCCCCCAAGGCCGCGGCGGCCCGGAGGAAAGCUCCGACGAAAGCGUCACCCUCCAGCUUCCGUCCGUCUCCUACCUCCUCGCCGACAGGGGCAAGAAAGUGCAGCCCACCCUCGCACACUCCCCGCUAGAGCGCGUUGCCGACCACAAGGACCACAGGAACGGCUCCCAUAACACCGAUAAAUAUUAUUACGGUGCCCAACAAACUGUAUUCAACCCUCCUGCAGGGGACCUUAAAUCCUCACCGAAGUCUCCGAGAGACCCUGGAUACGUUUUGCACACAGCUUCAAAAUGGCCAACAGCAACUGUGACGGAGUCAGAUUCUAAAGUGCGAUGGAGUGUGAAUGCACGGACUCAAAAUAUGAGAUAGUUACCAUACAUUUUUUAAAUUUCUAGCUCACUUAAUUGUAAUGACAAAAAUUUCCUAGAAUGUGUGCUCGGUCACGUCGAAAUAAUAGACAAUAAAACAGGAUUUUGAGGGGUUGAAGUAAAACUGUUUGUAACUGAAAAGUGUUUGCUGAAGAGCUUGAUUCUGUCUUCUUUCUAUUUCCUUUGAAUGUGAUCGGUUAUAUUUCCAACUAACUUAAGUACCACUUUUUAAAGGUGACUGAAGCCAAAAGCAGAGUAUUAACCAAUCUGUUGUCAUUAGAACAGAACUACCUACAUUUCAAUGAUAUGAUCCUUGAUCAGUAUACCAAUAAUGAAAUUUAACCCUUUCUUUGGCACAUCACAGCAUUCAACUGUAUUUUUUAAACAAUUUCAAAAUUCUGACGAUGAGAAAGUAAAGUAAGUACAGGAUAGAAUCCAUGCAGGAAUCAGUCCAAAGCAUUACCUAAGAAAUUUAUGAAGAUGAGACGCAAACUAAGAAAGACUGAGUCAAUGUUCAGAUUGCCACAUAGACGUAACGCUCAGUCAUUUUUAAGUGUAUUUUGAUGUCACAUGAAGAAACAUUUUCGCUAAAAAUUUCCUGACAAAACGUCCACUUAUGCAACGGAAUUUGUCCUUAACAAUAAUUUUUCAUUCAAAUGAGGCUAUCUCCAACUUGUUUACGAUAUUUUUACUAGUAGUUUGUUCUCUGAAUUUGAGCAUUUUUAACAGUUGGAUUGAUAUUAAAAAAAUCAUUGUGAAAAAUCAAUGAGAAACAAGUCACAGCAUACAAAAUUGUAAUCCCUAGAGUGAAACUUCCUCCAGCAUAGACAGAAAAGUCACGUUUGGCAGUCUUUAAGUCCAAAUGCUGCAGUAUGCUAAAGGUGAGAUAAAAAAAAUGACUCAUUUUUUUUCCAGUCCGAAGCCAUUUUUAGAAGUAAAGACUUUAUAUUUUUCCAUGAAAAUAUUGUUGAUAGGUAUGUUGUAAAACAUCUUUUGUUAUCAUCAGAACCAACACCUACAUAUACGCUCUUAAAACUUUUUUUUCUUUUAUUCACCAAUAGUUUAAAAUGUUUGUUUUAAAUCAAUUAUUUAAUACCAGUAUUACCGACAGUCCCAGCAAGUUUUUGUGAUAAUUCGUAUUCACAGAAUGACUGCCAUUUCUCUUUAAUUUCAAGUAUUUGGUGAUAAAAUCUUCGAUAACAUUUGCACGAGGUCAGCAAAAUCUUUUGUAACAGUCUUUGGACCCACAUUGAGGGCAGUAUUCAUCGGCAAGACUACUCAAGCUCAUUCAACAUUCAGGGUCUCUGCCUCACAAUAUUAGAGCCAAGACUAGAUGAGGACAAAAAAUACAUCUUAUAUAUUCCCAUUUACUGACCUGUAUUUCCUACAUAUUUAUUUAAUGACUUUGUAUUGUAUCUUAUCAUGUAUGAUAUCCAUUAGAAUAAAUCUCUUUUAUAAAUGAAA